Messenger RNA from Beta vulgaris subsp. vulgaris (sugar beet), 2388 nucleotides. RefSeq lists its product as uncharacterized. The transcript has 6 exons. Lineage: Eukaryota; Viridiplantae; Streptophyta; Magnoliopsida; Caryophyllales; Amaranthaceae. The record is from RefSeq and is a predicted model, not a curated record. Bases 7 to 2388 code for a protein of 793 amino acids.
UAUAUUAUGACUUAUCGAGGGAAGAGAACGAGGGACGUACAUGCAGAUGACCAGCCCAGUUCAUUGUCUUCACAGUCACCAGGUGCUGCUGCUGCACACAACUCUCCUUCGACCGAAAAUGCAUCACAAUCAAACAAAAAACAAAUCCUUCAAUCGCAGCCAUAUGAGGUUCCUUCUAACGUUGAAUUUGGACCAUUUUGCCCACCAAGUGCCACCACAACAAAUCCUUCAAUCACACCAAGUGCAACAACUAGCAAACCAUUAGCUAUAUGGAAAAACCCUCCUUGUAUCACAUCAAAACCGCUCAAAAUCCCUCCUGCUUCUUCUACUCAUACCCCACCACUCAAGCCUUCUACUAUCACAUCCAAACCGCUCAAAAUCCCUCCUCCUUCUUCUACUCAUACCCCACCACUCAAGCCUUCUACUAUCACAUCCAAACCGCUCAAAAUCCCUCCUCCUUCUUCUACUCAUACCCCACCACUCAAGCCUUCUACUAUCACAUCCAAACCGCUCAAAAUCCCUCCUCCUUCUUCUACUCAUACCCCACCACUCAAGCCUUCUACUAUCACAUCCAAACCGCUCAAAAUCCCUCAUCCUUCUUCUAGUCAUAUCCCACCACUCAACCCUUCUACUAAUACAUCCAAACCGCUCAAAAUCCCUCCUCCUUCUUCUACUCAUACCCCACCACUCAAGCCUUCUACUAUCACAUCAAAACCGCUCAAAAUCCCUCAUCCUUCUUCUGGUCAUAUCCCACCACUCAACCCUUCUACUAAUAAAUCAAAACCGCUCAAAAUCCCUCAUCCUUCUUCUGGUCAUAUCCCACCACUCAACCCUUCUACCAAUACAUCAAAAUCGCUCAAAAUCCCACAUCCUUCUUCUGGUCAUAUUCGAGCAUCUCUCAACCCAUCUACUAGUACCCCGCUCAAAAUCCCUUCUAAUUCCUUUGAUCCUAUCCCACCUAGUAGGUCGCCUUCUAGUCAUAACUCCCCUACUAUCUCACCUCUUAACCCAUCAGAAUCCCGUAAGCCAACAAAGCAAAAAGAGGGUGAAGAAUCAUUAAUGAAGUCGAGAACAUCAAAAUCUGUACGGUCAACAUCAUAUCCAGAUUGGCCUUCAAAUGUUCAAUUUGAUACGAAGGAAGAGGUUAUGACAAAGGAUGCUGAAGGUAACAUCACAUUGGUGAGUGGUCCUAUUCCGACAAUCAGUGUGUGGAGUAACAACGGCGUUAAAUACUGUGUUGAAUUCAACGAGUUUUACCAACCUCUUAGGAAAGGUGGAGAUAUCUUGGUCAGAUUCAUUGGUAGCAUUGCAAAGGUAGAGACCUACUGUCCAGUUGGAGAAGUGAAUUGGCAUAACGUCGAUAAGAAGCUGAAAGCUAUGUUGGUAGAGGAGGUCAAAGAACGCUUUGUAAUUCCUGAUGGUCCUGAAUACGAGAAACAAAUCCUCAAGCGUGCUAACAGAAGUUGGAGGCAUUUUAAACACGAGCUCAAGUCACAUUACUACAAACCAGAUGACAAGACUCUCGAUGAGAUGUGUAAUUUGCAGCCACCAUACGGAAUUACUAGUAAUCAAUGGAUAAAGUUGGUUAAGCACUGGCAUUCAGAGCUAGGGAAAAAAUUGUCAGAAGCUGGGAAAGAUGCACGAGCUUCCCUAAAUCAACUUCACAGAUGUGGCUCCAAGAGCUUCGCAAACAAGCAAGCUGAUUAUGAGGAUGAGCAUGGAGAAAAAAUGAGUUUAUUAACUCUUUGGAAAAAAGCUCAUAUUGGAAAGGAUGGAAGCUUUCUACCAGACACACUCACAGAAGAAUUUAUGGAUGAUGCAUAUGCCAAGUUUGAAUCAUUGAAGCAAGCAAACCCUUCCAAGUCUGACUUAGAACUUGAAGAUGAAGCUUUUGAGCACACCAUGUAUGAUGGAGAGAUUCCCAAACGUCCCGUAGGUUAUGGACUUGGAGUUCGAAAGGGGGACAUUUACGGGGUGCAUGGUGUCCUGAAGAAGCAAGGGUGUGGAAGAGUUCGAAAGACGGCCGUGUUCAUGGAGAAUGAUAAAGAAGAAUUGUCCACUCUGAAGAAGGAAAAUAGAUUGUUGAACACCCAAGUCCAAGAGAACAAAGAAGAAGUGUCUGUUCUCAAGAAGGAAAAUAGCUUGUUGAAAGCCAAAGUUCAAGAGAACAACUCUCUGCUCAAAACUCUUGUUGGACAAUUUUCUCAACUAGUAGGUAAAGUUCGUAAAGGAGAGGCUUCAAUGCACCUUUUAGAUUGUGCACAAGCAGUCUUGGAAGUGACAAACCAAAAGGUACCUUCCUACUUUCAAACUUUAUCUAAAUUCCCCUUCCUUAUGAAUGAGCUAAUGUACCAAGCAAGAAAGUUUCUGCCCAGAGUACAGCCCUAG